This is a messenger RNA of Aricia agestis (brown argus), 1523 nucleotides long. RefSeq lists its product as uncharacterized. Lineage: Eukaryota; Metazoa; Arthropoda; Insecta; Lepidoptera; Lycaenidae. The transcript is spliced from 10 exons. The coding region runs from base 242 to 1336 and encodes 364 amino acids. The record is from RefSeq and is a predicted model, not a curated record.
GCGACGGCGCGAUCAAUAACCCCUCCCCCGCAACCCCGCGCAACCCGCCUGCACAAACGCAACCACUGAAAUUGGUCAUUAGUUCAAGGUUUCGGUUGUCAACCACUAUCUACCUCAAAGUAUCGAAGCAAUACACACAUUUUGUGUUAUUUUUAAUGAUUGCGCGUUGCAAGGCCGGCGACGCGCAUAAAUGUCGAAUCUCCUUCGUGGACGCUCGUGUGUGUGAGUUUUCAGUGUAAGGAUGGCCUCUAAAGUUCUGGUGCCUACGGCACCUUUUACGAAGUUACAGGUGAAGAAAUCCCCACCAGAUGGCGGUAGCGGGUUCAUCAUCGGCGGCGACGCGACCGCCCGCGUGGCGCACCUGGAGCACAGCGUGCGUUUCCUGCAGGAGCAGCACCGGCUCAUGCUGAGCGGUCUGCACGCUGAGAUCGAGGCGCUGAGAGAGCGGAAUAGGGACUUGCAGUUUCAACUGAUUUUCAACAAAGAAUCAUCUGCCAAGAACAGUCCGGUCGCUGAAGAAAAUGCUGAGAGCAACGAGGAGCAUCUCCGUGCGGAGAUUGCCCGCUUGGAGCUGGAGGCGGCAGCGGCCCGGGGCGAGGUGCAAGCGACUGAGGCGCGGGCGAGAGAGCUGCAGGAGCUAGUGGACGCGCAGGCUGAAAAAAUCCGCGAGCUGGAGUUUCGCGCGCGGGACAUCGGUGCCGGGGCCAGCUCGGAGUCGGGCGAGGGCGAAGGGCGGGCGGAACUGCGGGCACGCCUGGCGGAGGCGGAGCGGCUGGUGCGGCGACUGCGCGCGGACGCCGAGCGCCAGCGCAGAGAGGUACUCGGGGGCGCGGGCGUCACCAACCUGCUGUUCGACGGCGCGGCGCACUUGCAGUGCAUGAAGAACUCCCUACACGCGAGCCUGCGCGCCGGCGGCCUGGACUACGGCUACAGCUACCUGCCGCUCCACCCGCAAGACCUGUGGCGGGACCCGCUUAGAGAGGAAUACAGCAUGGGAUCUCGAGGGCGCAACAACCGCCGCCCGCUGACGCUGCCCGAACUCAACGCCGUGGGACAACCGCUGAGAGCCACCGUCUACGCCAAUAAUUACGCCCGAGGGAGAGGGUACAGCGAGAAGAAGAAACCGCCGCCGAACGGAGAUCCAGUCAACGGGAAGAGUCCUGAAGAAACAGAACACAAUAGUUACAAUAGAGUACAUAGUGAACAGUUAAAGACGUACCCCGAACUGAAAGUCGUGGUCAGUAGAGUGAUACCACAUGGAAAUGUGAGUACAGGCGGUGAAAGGCCGCGCGCGCGGCGCCCGCACCACCGGAAACACAACCCCGACCACACAUAACUCCACAAUACUAGUUAGGUAACAACAUAUACCGAAAUAUAUAUGUACUGGUCAGUCAUAUUGCAUACAUUAUGUAAUAUACAAUGUGCCUGGGUCACUUUAUGUCUAUACAUAUACUGCAAUAUAUUAAUUAUCCAGUUCAGGGCCCCCGUAAGGGCUACUGGCACCUGUGUGCAAAAAAAGGAUU